UGUUCUGCAUCGUGUGUUCAGAGAGAGAGAGAGAGAGAGAGCCGCGUCGCGAGGGCGUUCGUUCCGUUUGAUUUAUUUUUCAUAACCACUAGUUCACGAUGAUGAUGGAUCGUCUGGGACAGAGACCCACCAAAGACGAGUCCUCGCCCGGACUCGUGCGGGGCAUCGAUUAUCUCCGCAACCCCCAGCUUAACAAGGGCCUGGCCUUCACAAUCGAAGAGCGAAUGUCCCUGGGCAUACAUGGACUACUGCCAGCGGUCGUCAGGACUCAGGAAGAGCAGCUGAAACUAUGCAAGCUCAACCUCGAGCGAUACCCCGACGAUCUCUCCAAGUACAUUUACCUCAUCGGCCUACUGGACAGGAACGAGAAGCUAUUCUAUCGUCUGCUUGAAGACGACUUGGAGAAGAUGAUGCCGCUCGUUUACACGCCAACGGUGGGCCUCGCUUGCCAAAAGUUCGGGAUGAUUUACCGCAGGCCCCGCGGCCUCUUUAUCAGUUUCCACGACAAGGGCCACGUUUACGACGUUAUUAGGAACUGGCCAGAGCACAACGUGCGGGCGAUCGUCGUCACCGACGGGGAGCGCAUCCUCGGCCUUGGUGAUCUCGGGGUCCAGGGCAUGGGCAUACCCAUCGGCAAGCUCUCGCUCUACACCGGCUUGGCCGGCAUCAAGCCCCAGCAGUGUCUGCCCAUCACCCUCGACGUCGGAACCGAUAAUCAAAUGUUGCAGAGAGAUCCGAUGUACAUGGGCCACCGUCAUGCUCGCAUAACCGGCAAGGACUAUGAUGAAUUCUUGGACGAGUUCAUGGAGGCUGUCGUCCAGCGUUUCGGUCAGAGUACUCUCAUACAAUUCGAAGACUUCGGCAACAAGAAUGCCUUCAGGUUUCUCACCAGGUACCGCGAGCGUUAUUGCAUGUUCAACGACGACAUCCAGGGUACGGCUGCGGUCGUCGUCGCCGGGCUUCUCGCCUCCCUACGACUCACCAACACCAAGCUCCACGAGAAUACGAUCGUAUUUCAGGGAGCCGGAGAGGCGUCGUUGGGCAUCGCCUCGCUCUGUGUCUUAGCGAUGUUAAAAGAGGGUGUGAGCGAGAAGGAGGCGAAGAACCGCAUCUGGAUGGUGGACUCGUUGGGCCUGAUCGUGCAGGACCGACCGAAGGGUGGCGUGACUACGCACAAGAGCCAAUUCGCCCGUCAGAACCACAAGCCGGUAGACACCCUCGCGGAGGUGGUUCGCCAGGUGAAACCUACGGUCCUUAUUGGGGCGUCGGCUAUCGGCGGCGCCUUCACCCAGGAUAUACUUGUCGAAAUGGGCGAGAACAAUAAACGUCCCGUCAUCUUUGCUCUCAGCAAUCCGACCAUCAAGGCCGAGUGCACCGCCGAGGAGGCCUACUCAGCUACUCAGGGCCGCGCGAUUUUCGCAAGCGGCUCGCCUUUCAAGCCGGUGACAUAUGACGGCAAGACUCUCUACCCGGGCCAAGGCAACAACAGCUACAUCUUCCCGGGUACGGCCCUCGGGAUAAUCUGCUGUGGCAUAAUGAAUAUACCCGAUGAGAUUUUCCUCCUGGCGGCGACCACCCUCGCCGAUAUCGUCACCGCCGACGAUCUUCGCAACGGCUCUGUUUACCCACCUAUCAAGAAUAUCAAGAAUUGCUCGCUCCAAAUAGCCAUCAAACUCAUGGACUACGCUUACACUAAUUCACUUGCAACAGUACAUCCAAAACCAAACAAUUACGAAGAAUUUAUCAAAGCACAACUAUAUGAUACGAAUUAUUCAUCGUCUUUACCCGAAGUUUAUCAUUUCCCUGAUAUAUAAAGACCUGGUCGAUGUAACUCUGCUUAAGCCAUCGAUUCCAUAUUUUAUUAUUUCUCAUCGUUAUUUAUAUUCUUUCAAUAUAUAAAAUAAAAAUCUGAACCAGUUAUAUGUGUUGUCAGACACUACAAUUUUACAAUUUCCAAGUCUAUGGGUAUAAAGUAUUUUUAUUACUUUUAUACUCGUAACCAUCAAAUAAUUGUACGAAUAAGAUUUUACGAUUUUUAUCGUAAUUUUUACACGAAAUUCUAUAUGGGGCCAUUAAAUGUAAAUGUUAAUUUUAUACUGCGGAGAAAAAUUAAUUUCGUAGCUCAAGUUCAGCAUUAAAUAUCGUAACUUUUGGCUGUUAUUUACUAUAUGUAAAGCAAUUUAUUUAAAAAUUAUAUUAAAAACUACAAAUUUACUAUUGAUAAA
Ceratosolen solmsi marchali is the source of this 2225-nucleotide messenger RNA. It is a transcript of the gene Men, whose product is annotated as NADP-dependent malic enzyme. The coding region runs from base 99 to 1814 and encodes 571 amino acids. Gene Ontology annotation, cellular component: mitochondrion. The transcript has 7 exons. The record is from RefSeq and is a predicted model, not a curated record. Lineage: Eukaryota; Metazoa; Arthropoda; Insecta; Hymenoptera; Agaonidae. Gene Ontology annotation, molecular function: malate dehydrogenase (decarboxylating) (NADP+) activity; NAD binding. Gene Ontology annotation, biological process: malate metabolic process; pyruvate metabolic process.